Molecule: messenger RNA, 2129 nt
Organism: Actinia tenebrosa (Australian red waratah sea anemone)
Lineage: Eukaryota; Metazoa; Cnidaria; Anthozoa; Actiniaria; Actiniidae
Product: dolichyl-diphosphooligosaccharide--protein glycosyltransferase subunit 2
Biological process (GO): protein N-linked glycosylation
Cellular component (GO): membrane; oligosaccharyltransferase complex
Source: RefSeq, a predicted model, not a curated record
GGCAUAGGUUGAUUCAUGCCACGUGACUAGUUCUUUGUGCUUCCUCUCCCGACACGUCUCCCCUUCAACAUGGCUGCACGAGGUGUCAGUCUGGUACUGCUUUUGGCCUUGAUUGGCUUAAGCCAGAGUUUAUCAGCAUCCUCAGUACUUAGCUUGCAAGACCAAACCAAGUUACGGAAAAUCUUCCAAGAUGCUUCUCCCUUCACUGACUUAGAAACUGCUGAUUAUGCUGUAAAAGGACUAAAAUUCUUUAAGUCUGAAAUACCAACUACACAGGAUUUAUGCAAGUUUGUCAAGGAAAAAGUUGACAUAAAUGAUAUCAAGUCCAUCUACCAUGCAUCAUCUGUCAGCAAAACUCUUGGAAACUGCAAUCUUGCUCUGAAUGAUGCAGAGAAGAAGCUGAAUGAGGCAAUUGUUGAAGGUGCAAAAGCCAGUACAAUCUUCUAUGCAGUGUCUUCCCUGAAGAAUCUUGGAAUGAAAGUUGACAGCAAUGCUGUAAUCAAAGCAAUCCGUGCUGCGGCAAGCUCAGAAGAAGAUAGCGUCAUGAGCUCAGUCCAUUCCCUUAACACAGCCAUCUUGUUGCCCAAAGAAACUGAUGUCGGCUUUAUUGUAGACAUGGUUGAGGAUGUGGUUGCCCAAGCUGACGAAAUAGAUAAUACUUAUUUACAGUUCGAAGGUGGUCUAGUUCCUACAGCAGAGGUGAUAGCUGCUUCCUAUAAGCUUGGYGAGCACUUGAAAAAGAAGCCAUCAAUCCAAGAGGAACAAGUCAUCAAAUUUGCCAACUACUUAUUGACCAGGAAACAUGUCCAGUCAGUCAAGGAUACCUUCUUCCUUUUGAGGGCUCUCAAUAUUCUUUCUAAUAAUGAUUUCCAUGUACCAGUGGUAGUGCAGCUCUAUGGCACCCCUCUUAUUUCUGCUGAUAAUAAAAUCUUCAAGGUUAGAGUGACCAACGUCAUGGACAAGGCUUUGGGUAAGAUGAGUGUAACAGCAGUAUCAGCUACUGACUCUGAGGGAACAACAGUUCUUAGCAACAAGGAAUUCAAAGCUGGUGCUGAUGAUGAUUUCAUAGUAAUCACCUCAGAGCUUGGGAAGGGAUAUUAUGCUGCCCAUAGUUAUGAUUUGGAUUUCAUGGCCUCCAAGCCCAGCCCAGGUGUGUACACGGUAACAGUCAACGUCAAACCACAGAAAGAAGACAAGCGCUUGAUUGGUACUUCUGGUGCCCAGCUCAAGGUGAAAGUAGUAACCAAGGUUACCAUGGGAAAAGUAGACUUGUCUCUUGUCGACAAAGAACAUUCUCACACUGUCAAAUCCUUGAGCACCAACUACCCAAACAAGUUUGAUAAGACCAUUGAAGCUGACUUCCACCAGAAAAUAGUCAUGAAAUUUGCCAUCAAGAGUGAGGCUGGACAGCUUCUAACCCCACACCAGGCCUUUGUUAGACUGACAAACCAGAAGACCAAACAAGAAAUUUUCUUCGUUCCUGAACCAGACUCAAGCAAAAUGUACAAAUUUGAUCUGGAUCUUGGUGCUACUGCUAAAGACUCUUUUGCCUACAGAUCUGGAAAGUAUGAUAUGGAUAUUGUUAUUGGUGAUGCAGUCAUCCAGAACCCCUUUGAGUGGUCAGCUUGUCUUCUUUCAUUGACAUUUGGAGAACAGCCACCAAAAGCCAAGAAAGAGAAACAAACAAUGUACUCAACCAAACCACAAAUAGAUCAUCAGUUCCGUGUACCAGAGAAGCGUCCUCCCCAGACUGUAUCCACAGCAUUCACUGUACUCGUCUUCGUACCCCUUCUCAUCAUGUUUGUCGUGUGGUUUAAAAUUGGGGCCAAUAUCUCAAACUUUGGAUUUUCUCUCAGCACUAUCGUGUUCCACAUUGGUCUAGGAGCUAUUUUCGCAUUGUAUUACUACUUCUGGAUUAAACUGGACAUGUUCACUACACUUAAAGUGCUUGCUGUAAUCGGUGGAAUAACCUUCCUUGCUGCCAACAGUCUACUGAGUGGCAUAGCUGCUCGUAGGGCCAAGCGUUAGACGUGUAGAGGAACUACAACAAUAAUACUACACAGUAGCUAUGCAAUUUUUAUGACUUUGUUGUUCCAUUAAUAAGAUAAAUAAAAUUCUUUUACAUUGUU